Aspergillus fischeri NRRL 181 is the source of this 1710-nucleotide messenger RNA. Its product is annotated as MFS transporter. Gene Ontology annotation, biological process: transmembrane transport. Gene Ontology annotation, molecular function: transmembrane transporter activity. Bases 1 to 1710 code for a protein of 569 amino acids. NCBI's taxonomy places the organism in Eukaryota, Fungi, Ascomycota, Eurotiomycetes, Eurotiales, Aspergillaceae. The record is from RefSeq and is a predicted model, not a curated record. The transcript has 4 exons.
AUGGACCACCCAGAGAGUUCCACUCUGGAUUCACAUUCGCCCAGAGCUUUCCAUGAUGACCACCAUGGCAGCCAACCCCUCGACAGCGCCAGCGACUGCCUCUCCGACGAAACGGUAGACCAUCUCGAACCCCUCGAACUCACCCGCAUCAACACCUACCGACUCCAGCAAAAGACCACCGUGGGCUCCACACGCGGCCCUGCACCCCGCGAUGCAUGGCUACCCAUGGGCGCCGGCAAGGAAUACCCUCCCUUACUUCCCGAUCCGGAAACAUUCGUCGUCGAAUUCGAUGGAGCGGAGGAUCCCCUACACCCAUACAACUGGUCCAUGACCCGAAGAAUCUUCCUGGUCUGCAUCCUCUGCUACGGCACCUUCGCCGGCUCAUUCGCCAGUGCCGUCUUCUCCGCAGCCAUUGCCUCCACCAGCAAGGAAUUCCACGUCAGCCAGGAAGUCGGCUCGCUCGGCGUCACACUGUACGUGCUCGGCUUCGCCGCUGGGCCAACCAUCUGGGCCCCUGCGUCGGAGCUCAUCGGACGGCGCUGGCCGCUGUCCCUGGGCCUCCUGGGGUGCGGGAUUUUCACUGUGGGCUGCGCAACGGGGAAGGACUUUCAGACUCUCAUGAUCUGCCGGUUCUUCGCGGGCUUGUUCGCCGCGAGCCCGAUCGCCGUUGUGCCUGCUGUCUUUGCGGAUCUUUUCAACAAUGCGCAGCGCGGGAUCGUCAUGUCCAUCUUCUGCAUGGCCGUCUUCAUCGGUCCGUUUGCGGCGCCGUUUGUUGGUGGGUUCAUCACGAUGAGUGCGCUCGGUUGGCGCUGGACGAUGUACAUCUCUGCGAUAAUGGUGUUGGUGGGAUUUGUGCUCGUUGUGCUGUUCCUGAAUGAGACGUAUGCGCCUGUUAUUCUGGUGCGCAAGGCGGCGACGCUGCGGCGGCAGACGCAUAAUUGGGGUAUCCAUGCGAAGCAGGAUGAGGUGGAGGUUGAUUUCCACGAGCUGGUGCGGAAUAAUUUUACCAGGCCGUUGAAGAUGCUGUUCACAGAGCCGAUUCUGCUGCUUAUCUCACUGUAUAUCUCGUUUAUCUACGGGCUCAUCUAUGCCCUGCUCGGUGCAUACCCUGUCGUCUUCCAGGGGGUGUACGGGAUGAACAUGGGCGAGGGGGGACUGGCGUUCGUCGGCCUGAUCGUUGGAGAAUUACUGGGUGGCAUCUUCAUUCUGUUCCUUCAAGGCUCGUAUAUCAAGAAGCUGGCUGCGAAUGGAGACGUUCCUGUGCCUGAGUGGCGUCUUCCCCCGGCUAUUGUGGGAGGAAUCACCUUUGCUGCAGGCAUGUUUUGGUUCGGCUGGACUGGCUAUACCUCGUCUAUUCACUGGAUGGUGCCUAUUUCCUCUGGCAUUCUGACUGGCUUCGGCAUCUUCUGCAUCUUCCUGCAGUGCUUCAACUACAUCGUUGACUGCUAUCCUACUUUUACCAGGGCUGCUUCCACGAUCGCAGCAAACACUAUCCUCCGUUCCGCAGUCGGAUGCGCAUUUCCCCUAUUCUCUCGACAGAUGAUGGAGAAUCUUGGCGUCCAAUGGGCUGGGACGAUGCUGGGCUGCAUUGCAGCAGUAAUGGUGCCGAUUCCAAUUGCAUUCAUGGUGUACGGCCCUUGGCUGAGAAGUAAGAGUCGAUCGGCCGGUGCUCCUGUCUAUCCGGAGACACAAAAGCAGUACGACGUUUGA